This is a messenger RNA of Penicillium canariense, 828 nucleotides long. RefSeq lists its product as uncharacterized. The coding region runs from base 1 to 828 and encodes 275 amino acids. NCBI's taxonomy places the organism in Eukaryota, Fungi, Ascomycota, Eurotiomycetes, Eurotiales, Aspergillaceae. The record is from RefSeq and is a predicted model, not a curated record. Gene Ontology annotation, molecular function: dioxygenase activity. The transcript has 3 exons.
AUGUCCACUACAGACGGUCUCCCUCUUCUGGACCUGACUGGAAAUCAAGACCCGUCUACGAUUUCUACUCUUCAAAAAGCGCUUCUCCGCUACGGUGCCUUUCGUCUCUGGGCCCCCGAGCUCAAGAGAGCCUACUCCCCCGAUCUGCUGCAAAAUGCCCGUGCAUUUUUUCAACUCCCACUUUAUGUCAAAGGCGAAACACGAGGAUACUCCCCUCUGGACAGUGAGCUUAUUCGUGGAGACACUCCUAUACCAAAAGAGUCCAUCUAUUUCUUGCGAAAGAGUGAUCCGCAGGACAAUAGUCCUCCCUCAGGCCUUCACGAUUCCGUCAUGGCCUUGCAUGAUAAAUGGAAACCGUUGAAAGAUGACCUGUUCUCCAUGAUAUCCAAUGAUGUUCUUGAUCCUAGCGUGCCUUUGACGGGAACAUCCUCUCUAGACUACGAAUCUCUGGGAAUCCACUACUAUGACCCACAUACGCUCGGAAACGAGAGAGUCUAUUCUAACCCUGCGCAUAUGGAUGGCGGUACAUUGACUCUACUGAUCCGAGGUAGUGAUGCCCAUGAUGGCUUGGAGUUUGCCGACCUUCAAUCCACAGACAAACUUGACAGCAACGGUAUAGGACAGGAAGCGUCCUUCCUACGGAUUCCUGCACAUCCCGAUGAAGUUGUUGUACUAGCAGGUACCCGAUUACAGCGCCUUUUCGGCAAGGAUAAAGUCCGAGCAUGCGUGCACCGCGUUCGUGGCCCUGUAUCAGACAAGAGAGACGAGCAAGAAGCGAGACUGAGCAUCACCAUUGCCUGUGCUCUGCGUGUCUCUCCUACACCAUAG